AUGAAAGCAGAAAAUGGACAGGCAGGUCAAGGAAAGUGUUGCCACGGCAAAAAUGGUGGCCAUUUAUACGUGGAUGUGCCAUUAAACACGCUUAUCAAACGACCAAGUGAAGAUGAACUUCGACCUGUAAAAGAGUCAAUUUGGGAACUAACCCAUGAUGGGGAAAUGUUUAUUGCUGCAAGAGGUGGUGCUGGUGGACAUGGUAAUGCUUUUUACCUAUCGAAUAUGGCAAGAAAACCGCUAAAAGCCGAAGAAGGAGGCCGUGGUGAAAAGGUAAAGGAUAGAUUAAGACGUUGA
Messenger RNA from Meloidogyne enterolobii, 297 nucleotides. Lineage: Eukaryota; Metazoa; Nematoda; Chromadorea; Rhabditida; Meloidogynidae. The record is from the annotation of a GenBank genome assembly.